This is a messenger RNA of Argiope bruennichi, 1867 nucleotides long. RefSeq names its product QRFP-like peptide receptor. The coding region runs from base 108 to 1379 and encodes 423 amino acids. Gene Ontology annotation, cellular component: membrane. The transcript has 6 exons. Gene Ontology annotation, biological process: G protein-coupled receptor signaling pathway. Lineage: Eukaryota; Metazoa; Arthropoda; Arachnida; Araneae; Araneidae. Gene Ontology annotation, molecular function: G protein-coupled receptor activity. The record is from RefSeq and is a predicted model, not a curated record.
UAUAGCAACUACAAUGUAAUUAAAAGAAUUUUUAAUCUUCAUAACAAAGCAAGUUUUAUUUUGAACUGAAGUAAAGACUUGAAUGCAGUAAAAACUUUAAAAAAAAAAUGGAGGCUCUAAACAGCAACAAUAACACUUUGACUGAACUCGUUGAAGAAAUAACACUUGAUGAAUCUGACCAGUGUGAUUUCCAGUUAAAUUUUAGCCUGUAUGACUUUCCAAACAACGCGUCAUUGACUGAACCUCUGGACUGGGAAGAGUACGUCAAGAUUGUUUUCUAUGUUAUCGUCCUCGUUAUAGCCCUUAUGGGGAAUAUCAGCGUCAUACUGACUGUUGCCCUGAAUAGAUCCAUGAGAACCACCAUUAAUCUGUAUUUAGUGAACCUUGCUGUCGCUGAUUUAUUAAUUUGCAUGUGCUGUAUGUGGGUCCCAUUGGCGAACAGCAUCACGAAGCCAUUGUAUUCACUCGGAGGUUUCAUCUGCAAGCUAAAUCCUUUCGCCCAAAUGACAUGUUUGACAGCAAGUGUUCUCACUCUUUCUGCCAUCUCCUGCGAUCGCUUCAUCGCCAUUAUCUUUCCACUUCACGUCCGGAUCACCAAACAGAGGACCAGUGUCGUCAUCAGCAUCAUUUGGUUGGUGUCCCUGGCUGUCGCAACUCCUUUCCUCAUCAUAAGGAAAUAUAAGACCUAUCAGUGGAGGAAUCUUGUUGAACCAUCUUGCGAUGACGACUGGCCUCGAGUGGAACACUGGGAUGCCGAAUCCGGUCUUUGUCUACGGACCUACCCUAUGAAACAACUCUACUACACUUUUGUCACUGUGACGUUAUUCUUUCUACCAGUGGCAAUUAUGAUCGCAACAUACAUGUUAAUAAUAUGCCGUCUAUGGCGAACGCAGGCACCAGGUGAGAGUAAUAUCGCCAACAUGAAUGUCCAACACCGGGCAAAGAAAAAGGUGAUCAAAAUGGUAUGCGUCGUGCUGUGUGGAUUCGUUCUCUGCUGGUCACCAAUGCAAGUGAUGGUUCUGUAUGCCGAAUACUGGCACUCCGCCAGCCAGUUUGGGGAACUUCCGUACUGGUUUGAAGGAUUUCAAUACUUCGCAAUGUUUCUGGCUUACUUCAACAGUGCUCUGAAUCCUCUACUGUAUGGAGGAUUCAACAAUAAUUUUCGUCAAGGGCUGUGCAAUGUUUUGAAGUGUACAUAUGCCAGGCCUCUCAGAAGGCCACAGUUCUCUCAGAAGUCUCGGACCACCCUCAUGUCCGGACUGACCGGAAGUCCAUCCAGCGGUAGGAUUAACGGCGUUGGACCUUCCACCAGGACAUUUGAACUUCGAUCAUUCCAUGACUUCGAUAACGCCCGCAAAGGAUGCAACACUAGCGCUUAAUUGUCUAAUGGAUGAGAAAUCGUUGUGGCGAACUCUUAAGAGGAUAUUACUGCAUAUUACUGUUUUAGUCAUUGUGGUUUAUGCAUGUUGUCGUUGUAUAUUAUCAAGUGAGUGUUUUUCAAUAGUGCAUGAAAAACACACAUUUAUCUAGUCUUUUUAUUCAGAUGUGAUUAUUAAAUAAAGCCGUGAUCACAACUGAUAAUUAUUAUCUUGUGAUUGAUUUAAUGAGUUUAUGAAAACUAUUCCGUUCGCAUUUUGUCAUUAUAUAUUAUUUCACAUUCAGAAAUAUUUUUAAACUUAUUCUCAAUAUAUACUUAUUGAUGUCUGUUGUCCCUGAAGUAGUGAAAAUGAGCAUGAAUUUACCCUGUAUUUAUUUCAAAUGUAAGAUAUCUCACUCGAAGGCACUUUUAAUUAAUUAUGUGUAUAUUGUAAUAUUUAUUGAUGUCAAUUCUAUCUGUAUUUGUGGUUAAGUAAUGGUUCUAUCUGAA